This is a messenger RNA of Hibiscus syriacus, 647 nucleotides long. RefSeq lists its product as uncharacterized. The transcript is spliced from 4 exons. NCBI's taxonomy places the organism in Eukaryota, Viridiplantae, Streptophyta, Magnoliopsida, Malvales, Malvaceae. The record is from RefSeq and is a predicted model, not a curated record. Bases 1 to 633 code for a protein of 210 amino acids.
AUGUAUCGGAGCAUGAGAAGUGAUCUUGGCAGAGAAGAUCGGAGUUCAACCCAUCAAAGAAGACAGUGUGUAGAGAACCAUGAUGGAUGUGUUGAUGAAGUAAAUGAUCAUAUGGGGUUUCACUCAGCUUCAAAGACCACUGAAGAACAAGAAGAAUCGGAUUCUCAUCGCUGUUCACUCCGUCGUUCAAAAAGGGCUAGAAUGGAGAGCACCAGGAGUACAAUCACUGACGAGACAAUGUCAAUUCCGUACAGCUUUGAUGAUCAUCUUCACACCAUGGGAAUAAAGCAGCCGCUGCCAUUUUCUUUCAGAUAUUCAGUAGAACAACCUAAUUACCAUAAGGUUGGCAAGGUAGGAGUAGAACACGAAGACGAACAAGACGGUGAACACGUCAAACUGAACGUAAAGAGAUCGUGCAUUCAACACGAUAAGGAGGAAGAAGAAGAAGGAUGUGAAUUAUCGUUGUCACUGUCGCUGCAACACCUGCCAUCGUCACAGAGAAGUAAUACAUCUUGUACAAGCGAGAUGAGCAGCAGCAAGGGGUUCUCGUCAUCAUCCUACUCUAAUUAUAAAGACCGCUCCAUCCCACGUAGUCUUAACUUAGAUCUUUCCAUUGCUCUUUGUGGCAACUAAUCUUCAUUGCUGUC